GAAGCGCGAUUGAAAGAUCCGCUCGUGAAUCUUUUUUCCUGUGAUACAUCGUACCAGCGCAUCGGAUUGCAGGAUGACGCGAUCGUUAAAUCAUCUUUUGUGUCGCACACAUCGGGAAUUACGCAACGACGACGCCCUCGGCGCAUAAUGCAUACAUAGAACAUACAUACAUACGUCGCGCGAUGCAUCACGACGUAUCUUUUUACCACCCAGUACGUGGGUCGCGUUCGUGUCGGCUCGACGUGACUCGGGCGCGUUCGUGCAACAUCGACGGCAAAUCAGAUACAAUCGAUAGCGUGGAAAUCGCGGACGAAGAGAGGCUGCCUCCGCUGCCUCACUUCACUCGCGUCCAGCUGUCAUUCGUGUCCUCUGUACGUCGUGUCACGUUCCUCGCGUGCCGUGUCCGCGUAAAGGAAGCCCACGACGAUUGAUCGAUUCCCUCCGCGCGUACGCUGGCUGCGACAUCGAUGAAUAAGAUGCGCCUCGAAAAUGUUGCAAGAGGGAGAUGAAGCCCUGUACGAGAUCGCGUCCGAUCCGAAAGGAGAAGAGAUCCAAAAACUUAGUGUUAUACAAAAUCUACCAAGUCUUUUAGCUACCGACAUACAAUCAUGUAUGUCUCGAGUGGUACCUAAGAUGCAGCAGUCUCUGGCUACUGCAUCAACCGAGUUUCACAUAGCAGCAUCAUCUACAUUUAAAACAAUUUUAGAGCAAAAGCUUGUCAGCCAUAAUGUUUUCAGUCAGACAUUCCUUCAAAGUAUAUUAAAUUCUCUGGAGAGUCGUGAUCCAGUUAUCUGUCACGCAUGGUUGGAGACCUUACUGGAUGUGAUAGAGUUACUGCCGGUAGAAGUUGUAAGAGCACAGAUUCUUCCAUUGACUAUAAGUAAAGGACAAUUGUCACAACCUAUCUAUUCCAGGAUAACAUGUAGCAGAUUAUUAGGAAAGAUUUGUACACGAUUUGAUUCUGCUAUGAUACAAAAGGAAGUUCUACCAACGGUACACUCUCUCUGUCAGGAUGUAAAUAGUGAUGUGCGUGCUAAUAUUUGUUUGCAAUUACGUUUUGUUGCGGAGGGUCUUGGUGCUGAGUCUGUGAAACCUGCUUUACUACCAUCUCUAGUAGAAUUAGCAAGUGAUGAAGAAAGCAAUGUAAGAUAUGCCUCUGUACAGACAAUAGUGUAUUUACUACCUCAUCUUCAGGAAGAUACAAUAAAAAAUAUAAUAGCACCGCUUGUUAAAAAACUAUGUGAAAAUGCAGCUAAAUCAGAAGACAAUGUGAUAUGUAUAAUAGCUCAAGAAUUGGGAAAACUUGUACUUGGCCUAGAAAAAUGCUUAUCAACAUCAGAAAAAACAUGGUUCUUGAAAUAUUUUCAACAACUUGCACAGAUGGGAAUACCAUCAUUGAAAAAAGAAAAGCCGCAGUUUACAUUUAUUAGCAGCAAUCCUACACAAGAUGAAAGAUAUGUUGAAUGCAGAAGACAUUGUGCAUUUAAUUUGCCUGCAAUGUUUAUUUUUGUAUCAAGCUCUCCAGAUGAUGUAAAUGCAUUACUUACGACAUUUGAUGCACUGGCAAGUGAUCAUUAUUAUAUGGUCCGGAGAACUGUUGCGUGCGGAAUUCACGAAGUGACGAAGGUUUUAGGAUCAAAAAGUGCACGGAUCAGAGGAAAUUUAAUAAAAUUACUGAAAGAUGACUCAGAGGAAGUACUUCAAGGUUUAAUUCCUCAUAUAGGAAUAACAUUGGAAUGUUUAGCUGAAAAUCAAACUAUUGGAACAGAUAGAGUGGAUUCUACUCUGAUGGAAAUAGGUAAAGCCUUGUUAAAGUGUGAGGCCAAAGUUGCGGGUACAUAUAAUUGGAGAAUGGCGUCAUUGAUGCAUGCGCAGCUAGAGAUUUUACCUAAAUGUUUUCCGAGUGAUUUUAUAUACUCAUAUUUUGUGCCAAUGGCUUUCUCCAGAAUUUUGCAUGCACGACCGAUACCGGUACGUCUUGCUGCAGGAAUACUUUUUCUUGUUCUUUUACGAUAUAACAUGAAACCUAUACAAAAAGCGGAACUACGUAAUAGAAUCUUUACGGAUUUAGCUAACAAUCCUGAUUGUUAUGUCAGAAUGAUGUUUGUCCGUAUGAUGAUCGAGGCGCUGGAAAUCUUUUCUUCCGUUUAUUUUAAAGAACAUUUUUUCAAUGUAUUAUUGAAUCUGGCCGAAGAUCCAGUAGCUAAUAUAAGAAUGAAAGUAGUAUCAUUACUACCCCAACUAAAGAGUCAACUGUGGAUACCAACUGAUAAGAAAUUACUGACAUCAUUAGAAUCGGUUGUGAGGCACUUGGUUAAUAAUGAAAAGGAUAAAGAUGUAUUAUUUAUCUUAAAAAAUAUUACACAGAAAUUAGAUGAAAUGGAUGUCAAAUAUGAAGGCCAGAGUUUAACAACAAAGCUUACCAAACAAGACAUAGAAGAUGCCAAAAAGUUGGAAGAAGAAAAAAAGUUAUCCGGUAUAGGUGUAGGAAAGUCAGCGACUGGAACUAUAGUAAAAAAAGGUUGGACAAGAACAGGAAGUGAUAGUUCUACAAGAGGAUUGCAAUCAAAAGGUGAGCGUCCAGUGAUGAAUAAUGAAGCAUCAUACGAAACAAAGUUGUUAUUAAUGAAAUAUGGAGCUGCACCAUCGCGUCAAACUGUCGAAAACUUAAAAACAAGAAUUCUACUAACACAUCCUUGGGAAAGAGUAGGAUAUUUCAAUUCGCAUACUAACACGUCACAUCUUAAUUUUGAGAACGGAUCGUCUAAUGAUUAUAUCACGCAAAAGCUACAAUGUAACUGCUCCAAGUUGGCUGUAUUCCAGGCUCUCUUGCAAUUGCCGGAUACGUGUGAGCAAGAAUAUAAGAGUAGCGAUACUUUUCAAUGCGGUUCGUAUUAUGAUACUGACAACGAUCGCGCAAAAUUUCGAAAACAAUCGAUCCAAGCGAGCGAAUAUAACAACUCUUCCGCCCUUGCUUCGUCAAAGCCUUUUUUUUUAUCACUUGUAAGAGAAGAUAAUAAGCAAGAAUCGCAACAGCAUUCCUUACUAACAGGACGGGAUUACUCGCAUGAAUUUCCUACUAACAUCGGUGACAAGGAUAGAGCGCCGAACUUUGCCGGUCUGCGAGCACUGACGGACGCAGCUCACUAUAAUUCCUGUUGGGCUUUUAGCUCCAUGCCGGAAAUACCCGUGAUGCAGUCCGACGAUGAAUUCUUAGUGGAUGCGGGAAUCAGGAUACCCGCGCAAUUCUCCGCUUCGCCGAGCGCAUCUAAAAUUCCGCAUUUGCAAGAUUUUAUCGCCACGAGGAGACGACCAAAUAACAGCACGAUUCGAUCUAGACGAAACAGCGUAAAUUUCGAUAAGCCCAAGUUCAAGAGACAUUCCUCUGUUGAAUACGAAGAUUGCAUGAAACGUAGGACGAGUGAGAAUGAUGACCCGUCAAUGAGAAGCACACCAACUUCGAUAGAUUACGAAGAAGGUUUGCGGCAGCGUAAUAUGUUGAAGGAAAAUCUGAGCGACCAGCAGUCAUCUAAGACUAAAAGAUAUUCCGCGCCGUACGGAAGAACUAGGUUUGGAUGGGAUGCUAGCCAAGAGAGAUCUCUGGACGAAAAAUUUAAGAGAAAUUCUUUGAUACUCGAUAAGGAAAAAUUGAAAUUUGCUAGCUCCAAGUGCGUGCUAGAUCGCACGAAACGUCAUUCUACAAAUUUUAGCUUGAAGCUACCCGACUCUAAAGAAACGAAGCAAAACGUAAAACGUCACAGUCUAGAGGAUCACACAACGGUACGUCGAACUAUAAAAGGAUACUUUUCGACAUUGGAUGUGAACCAUAAUCAAGGUCUUAGCAAAAUCCCUUUGAGAAACAUCGAGUCUCGUAGCAGAACUGCGCCCGCUACCAGAGCGUCCAGCCCCGUACACAUGGAGUCGCGAUUGAGAUUCGAUGUCGAGAACUGUGAUGACAUUCGAAGUUCUAGCGACAGACAUUUAAAUAGAUUUAGCUCGAGUGAUGAGGAAGUCGACAAAUUAUGUAGGAUGCUACUACAUUCUCAAACAAAAAAUGUAAUAGCACAGAGUAGCGCAAGCGGAACACCAAGAGGAAGGUACCCUAUUCAUUUGUUAAUGAAGAAACUAUAAAAUGGUAUUAUUCUUUCUGUUAUGUAUCUCUUGCAUAAUUUCUAUAACUCUUCCAUGACUGCAUUUAGCAACCAUAUGUUGAUUUUCAUAUUCAGAUUUUCAAAUUCAUUUACAACGGGACUAAAUAUUGAUUGAUAAUACAUAACUACUUUGAAA
This is a messenger RNA of Camponotus floridanus (Florida carpenter ant), 4287 nucleotides long. RefSeq names its product serine/threonine-protein phosphatase 4 regulatory subunit 4-like. The transcript is spliced from 16 exons. Bases 490 to 4131 code for a protein of 1213 amino acids. Gene Ontology annotation, cellular component: protein serine/threonine phosphatase complex; cytosol. The record is from RefSeq and is a predicted model, not a curated record. Lineage: Eukaryota; Metazoa; Arthropoda; Insecta; Hymenoptera; Formicidae. Gene Ontology annotation, molecular function: protein phosphatase regulator activity; protein binding.